GCCGACCACAGAUGGGAAGGCCAAUGGAGAUGGACAGAGAAGGGAAGAGGCAGAAAAAGGCUCGGAGAGAGGCAGAGGACCAGGCUGACAGGAGAGAGGAGGUGGCUGAGAAAGGAGACAGUGUCCUGGGCGUGCUUGGGGACUUUUCGGGGGAUUCUGUCUGCCAGCUGAGACUUUCCAGGGACGUUAUUCCAGGAAAGCCUGGGCAGCUGUGAAAACUCAGAUGACGCCAGAGGACUGUUCGGGGUUGAGCCAAUAGGCAAUUGUUGGAGAGGGAGGGAAGGAGGGCAGCUCUCAGCAAGUCCAUGUUGGCAGCGUUUCCUGAGCUCCAAGGCUAUUCCGGGCUCCAUCCCUGGGAUGGAGCUUCCUAGCCUGCGUCAGGACGGCGUUUGCCAGCGUUCCAGGGAGUGUGGGUCUAUCCCCUUGGUGGCAGGAGGGAGGCUUUAAUCAAGUUCUCAAGGGGGCCUGGGACCAAUAAAAGUUAACUCCUAUCCCGAGUGUUAUAAAAAGAAGUGCUUGGAACGUAAAAUGCUGCAGUCACUGUGGAAGACAGUUUGGCGGUUCCUCAAAAUACAGUUACCAUGUGACCCAGCAACUCCAUUCCUAGGCGCAUGCCCAGGAGAACAGAAGAUGUCCGUCCACACAAAAACAUUUCCACGGAUGUUUGUAGCAGCAUUGCUCAUAAUAGCCAAAAAGUGGAAACAACCCAAAUGUCAGUCUCCUGAUGAGCAGAUAAACAAAAUGUAGUCUAUCCAUGCAAUGGAAUCUUAUUCAGGGAUUAAAAAGAAUGAAGUGCUGAGACAGGCUACAAGAUGGAUGAAACUUGAAGACAUUACGCUAAGUGAAAUAAGCCAGACACGAAAGGACAAAUAUCAUAUGAUUCCACUGUAUAUGAGGUGAGCAGAUGGCAGAGAGGCGAGGAUCACUAGGCUAAGAUGGGAUGGCUCUUUAGUGACAUGCCUUGGACCAGGUCUCCUGUAUGGGUCAUUCUUUGUCCUGCGAGCCAUGCUGGAGUGUGGAUUUGGAGGUGACAGUACUGGAGGCUGGAAAGUCCAAGCUUGAAGGUGCUGGCCAAUCCCGUUCCCGGCGAUUGGGCCCCUCCCUGGCUUGCAGAGGCCUGAGUUCCCGUGGAGUCACCACGCGCCUUUCCUUGGCUGUGCUGCAGGCUCCGAGCUGGCCUUCGUGCAGGAGCUGGGGGACACAGUGGCUGUGCGGGAGCACCCACUGGUGCUGCCCUGCCAGGUGGAGGGUGAGCCGCCUGUGUCCAUUUCCUGGCAGCGGGAUGGGCUGGCCUUAGCCAAUGAGAGUGGUGUCACCCUGAUGCCAGAUGGCUCCCUGCACCUGGCCGCCCUGCCUUCCCGCCGGAGCCUCCCUUCCCGUGCCCACGAGUACCACUGCGUGGCCCAGAACCGCUACGGGCGGCUGGUGAGCCGACGGGCCCGGGUACAGCUGGCAAGUCUGUCCCGCUUCCACCAACAUCCAGAAUCCAUUGAGGUGGAGCGGGGUGGAGUUGCUCGCUUCCAGUGCCUGAUCCAGGGGGUGCCUGAGCCAUCCAUUUCCUGUGAGCACAAUGGCACAGCCCUGAAUACUGCCAACCACCGGGUCACACUGCUGCCUAGUGGCAUCCUCCACAUCACCAGUGUGAGCCAGACUGACGUGGGAACCUACCGCUGCGUGGCACGGAAUGUGGCCAGUACCCGCCACAGCCAGGAUGCCCAGCUGACCCUGAGUGUGGGACCCCUGAGGCUGCUGCAGGAGCCAGAGAUCCUGUCUGGGCCUCAGAACCUGACCCUCACAGCGCACCAGACGGCAGUGCUGGAGUGCAUUGCCACCAGUCACCCUUGGCCGCUUGUCUCCUGGAGCCGCCUGGAUGGCCGCUCCAUCGGCGUAGAGGGCAUCCAAGUUCUGGACAUUCUGGACACAGGGAAUCUCAUGAUCUCCGACGUCUCAGUCCAGCACUCAGGUGUCUAUGUCUGCGCCGCCAAUCGGCCAGGCACCCAUGUCCGGCGCACAGCGCAGGGCGUCCUGCUCGUGCAGGCUCCCCGAGUUUAUCCAGUGGCCACAGUCCUUGUCCAAGCCUCCGGGCAGCAAUGCCAUCUUCACCUGCGUGGCCCAGGGCGUCCCUGAGUCCCGUCUGGUCUGGCUGAAGAAUGGGAAGGUGUUGAGUCCUGGGAAUAACAUCAGGCUGACUCACAACAAUAGUACGCUGAUGCUGGCAGGGGUUUCAGUUGAGGAUGAGGCCAUCUAUCAAUGCGUGGCAGAGAACAGCACGGGCUCCAACCAGGCCAGUGCCCGCCUGGUUGUGACAGGGGGCCCAGAGCCACCCCCUGUCCCCAGGGGCCUGCAUGCCAUGGCUCUCUCUACUUCUGCCAUUCGAGUGUCCUGGGAGCCACCCCCCCCUCCAGCAGGGACAUCAUUGGCUACGUGCUGCACCUCCGGCCUGUGGGAG
Messenger RNA from Pan troglodytes (chimpanzee), 2449 nucleotides. RefSeq names its product immunoglobulin superfamily DCC subclass member 3-like. Gene Ontology annotation, biological process: cell-cell adhesion. Bases 1321 to 2127 code for a protein of 268 amino acids. The transcript is spliced from 10 exons. The record is from RefSeq and is a predicted model, not a curated record. NCBI's taxonomy places the organism in Eukaryota, Metazoa, Chordata, Mammalia, Primates, Hominidae.